AAUUUGUUUUAUUUUAUUUUUCUUUGUAAAUGGCUUCUCUACUAUUAGAACCAUCACCACAUUCAACAACAAAACCAUUAUUCUUUUCUUCAAAAUUUCAUUACAAUGUUUCCAAAUUCUAUGCUUUCCCUUCUAAAUCCAACGUUUUUCUCACCCUUAGUUCCACCCCUAAUACUAUCACUCAUUAUUCUCCUUCUCCAAUUCAAGAACCUGACCCGAUUAUGGAAUUGGGUCUUGACCCGACCCGUGAUAGGAGAAGAAUUGUAAGGGUUGCGUGGGAGAAACUUGUUCGUUGGUCCAGGUCUUGGCGGUCUAAGUCCAACACUGAUGUACUACAACGCACCAACAAGGUGGUAGUGCUUGGAGGAGGAUCAUUUGGUACAGCAAUGGCUGCGCAUGUUGCCAAUAGAAAGGAUCAGUUAGAAGUUGUGAUGCUUAUUCGAGAUCCUCAAGUUUGCUCGUCUAUCAAUGAGAGGCACAGGAAUUGUAACUACUUCCCAGAUCACUUGCUGCCAGAAAAUGUAAUCGCAACAACUGAUGCAAAAUCUGCUUUGCGUGAUGCGGAUUACUGCUUGCAUGCAGUUCCUGUUCAGUUCAGCGCAGCGUUUCUUGAUGGUGUUGCUGAUUAUGUUGAUCCAGGCUUGCCAUUCAUAUCUCUCAGUAAAGGCCUGGAGCUUAAUACACUGAGGACGAUGGCUCAAAUUAUUCCACAAGCACUACGAAAUCCUCGCCAGCCUUUUGUUGCUUUGUCGGGGCCUUCUUUUGCUCUGGAAUUAAUGAAUAAGCUACCAACAGCAAUGGUUGUGGCAUCGAAAGACAAGAAAUUGGCAAAUGCAGUUCAGCAGCUACUAGCUUCAAAUCAUUUAAGAAUCAGCACAUCAAGUGACGUUACAGGAGUUGAAAUAGCAGGUGCUCUCAAGAAUGUGCUAGCAAUAGCUGCUGGGAUUGUAGAAGGUAUGAAUCUUGGUAACAACUCAAUGGCUGCUCUUGUCUCGCAGGGAUGUUCCGAAAUACGGUGGCUUGCAACAAAGAUGGGUGCAAAGGCAACUACAAUAACUGGUCUGUCAGGAACCGGAGACAUAAUGCUUACAUGUUUUGUCAACCUUUCGAGAAAUAGGACCGUUGGUGUGCGUCUUGGAUCAGGCGAGAAGCUUGAGGACAUACUUAAUUCCAUGAAUCAGGUAGCAGAAGGCGUCUCAACGGCUGGAGCUGUGAUUGCUUUGGCGCAGAAAUAUAAUGUAAAGAUGCCAGUAUUGACAGCAGUCGCUCGAAUUAUUGACAACGAACUUACUCCUAAGAAAGCUGUUUAUGAGUUAAUGAGCCUCCCUCAGGUUGAAGAAGUAUGAAACCUCCCAACUUUUUAACUGCUGAUUGAAAGGCAUUCAUUUAGUCAAUUCUUUUUCACCAUUGUGCCUCUAAUCCUGUGAAGGCUUGGUGAUAACAAUUUUGCACAAUUUAAGCAGCACCAUACAAGAAUUUGA
Molecule: messenger RNA, 1481 nt
Organism: Trifolium pratense (red clover)
Lineage: Eukaryota; Viridiplantae; Streptophyta; Magnoliopsida; Fabales; Fabaceae
Product: glycerol-3-phosphate dehydrogenase [NAD(+)] 2, chloroplastic
Exons: 9
Coding region: 30-1346 (438 amino acids)
Biological process (GO): carbohydrate metabolic process; glycerol-3-phosphate catabolic process
Cellular component (GO): glycerol-3-phosphate dehydrogenase (FAD) complex; cytosol
Molecular function (GO): glycerol-3-phosphate dehydrogenase [NAD(P)+] activity; NAD binding
Source: RefSeq, a predicted model, not a curated record